AUGGCCUCAAACAAUCUUACAGUGCUCAAUGCACUUGACACUGCACGAACCCAAUGGUACCAUGUCACAGCCGUUAUCAUUGCUGGAAUGGGUUUUUUCACAGAUGCCUACGAUCUCUUCUGUAUCACCACUGUCUCCAAACUCUUAGGCCGUCUCUACUACUACGAUCCUGCUAAGCACGCCCCUGGAAAACUGCCUCAUCCUGUUAAUAAUUGGGUAGUUGGAGUCGCUUUGGUUGGUACUUUAACUGGACAGCUCGUGUUUGGUUGGCUCGGAGACAAACUUGGCCGAAAGAAAGUGUAUGGACUCACUUUAAUCCUCAUGGUCAUUUGUGCACUUUGCUCUGGUUUGUCCUUCGGGUAUAGCAAAAAAGUUGUUAUGGGGACACUCUGUUUCUUCAGAUUCUGGCUUGGAUUUGGCAUUGGAGGAGAUUAUCCUCUUUCUGCCACAAUCAUGUCCGAAUAUGCAAAUAAGAGAACUCGUGGGGCGUUUAUUGCUGCAGUUUUUGCCAUGCAAGGCGUUGGGAUCGUAUUUGCCGGGCUUGUUUCAAUGACUGUUUCGAAAAUCUUUCUUAUGAAUUACGCGGGUAAGGCAUUUAAUGUGGAUGAAGUUUUCUCCACGGAACCUGAGGCAGAUUAUGUUUGGCGAAUCGUAUUGAUGCUUGGAGCUCUUCCAGCUCUUCUCACCUAUUAUUGGCGAAUGAAGAUGCCUGAAACAGGGCGUUACACUGCUAUUAUUGAGGGAAAUGCUAAACAAGCAGCGCUUGACAUGGGAAAGGUUCUUGACAUUGAAAUUCAAGCAGAAGGUGAAAAAUUGGCCAAAUUUAAAGCAGCCAAUGAGUACCCUUUACUCUCCAAUGAGUUCUUCAUGCGCCACGGACUUCACUUAAUAGGUACAAUGAGUACUUGGUUCUUGUUGGACAUAGCUUUCUACAGCCAAAAUCUCACACAGAAGGACAUAUUCCCAACCAUGGGACUAGUUAGUGACGCCAAGAGCAUUUCAGCUUUGAGGGAGAUGUUUGAGACAUCACGUGCAAUGUUUGUGAUUGCGUUGCUCGGUACCUUCCCUGGUUACUGGUUCACAGUAUUCUUCAUUGAGAAAAUCGGCAGGUUUAAGAUACAACUGAUGGGGUUCUUCAUGAUGUCAGUUUUCAUGGCAAUCAUUGGAGUCAAAUAUGAUUACCUAAAGACUAAAGAUCACAAAUGGACAUUCGCAGCUCUUUAUGGUUUAACUUUCUUCUUUGCCAACUUUGGACCCAAUUCGACAACAUUUGUGCUCCCCGCGGAGCUCUUUCCGACAAGAGUGAGAUCCACUUGCCAUGCCCUGAGCGCGGCAUCUGGAAAGGCAGGGGCAAUGGUUAGUGCAUUUGGGGUGCAGCAGUACACGCAAGACGGAAAUAUUCAUAAAAUUAAGAAAGCCAUGAUAUUUUUGGCCUUCACAAAUAUGAUUGGAUUUUGCUGCACCUUUUUAGUGACUGAGACAAAAGGAAGGUCACUGGAGGAAAUUUCAGGGGAGGAUGAACAGAAGAAUGAGACGCAGAUGAAGAGUACUAGGCCUGUCUCUGGACACCAGGACGAUGGAUGGGAUUGA
Molecule: messenger RNA, 1590 nt
Organism: Nicotiana tabacum (common tobacco)
Lineage: Eukaryota; Viridiplantae; Streptophyta; Magnoliopsida; Solanales; Solanaceae
Source: RefSeq, a predicted model, not a curated record